UAUAAUAUUCGUGUAAAAUAAUUCUAGCAGCUAGACUUAUCUUAGGCUUCGUCCAUUACGUGUACAGUUUAAGGGGGGAGGUCGCGAAAAAUAUAUCAUUGUAAACGAUAGAGAGUGAGGAGGAUCGAGGUAUUGCCUACGUAGACUUUUUUUUUAACAUUAGUGACAGGAAUUCGUUCUUAUAAGCCUACUUACUAGUCAAGUGACUUUCAGAAAAUAUUUACAGAAAUUUUUCAUUUUUUCAAUGUCGGGAUCAGUAAACUAUUGUACUGUACACGCAAUUAAAGAGGAGAAGGAGAUUUGCCAAAAUACACAAUGGGAGGGGAUCAAAAGUGGCUGAAAAACUACACGUAAUUAAUAGACCGGUCCUUAUACGAGCUGCAAAUAUUAUCCUCACUAAUUUGCAGCUAACUUUGCUAAUAUUCCAGUAGCAGAGUGUUGAAGUAAGAGAACAACGAUCGAAAUUUCCUACAUCCAAUCAGUGAAUAAUUCAUGUCAAGUUCGUGCACGAGUCACACCCAAAUAUAUUGAAUAACAAUCGUGAUGAAAAAAUUAGAAUACAAGGUCAAUAAAGCUAUUAAGUAGAUUUUUUCCUAUCUUAUUAAUAAAUAAUAAACGUUUCAGGAAUUUGUGAAGAGCGGGAGCCAUUUAUAGUUUGUUUGAUUGUAAGCUAAAGUAAAUAUUUUUAUGGAAUUUUUAACGACUUUUUCCAAGUAUGUUAAACCUACUCCUUUUCUAAAUUCGAUUCAUUUUGUUAAAGAAAUUAAAAUAUUUCGAGUCGAAACGUUUUCGAGCAUUUACGGACGUGUGUUACGCAGCAACACGUAAGAAAUAAAGAACCGAAUUGGCGAUAGCAGCGCUAUUAGCGAGUAUAAAUAAAACUAAAGCGGUAUUUUCAAUCAAGAAUUAGAGAAGCGUGCAUGGAGGUUAAUGAAUUAUCUGUAGCUGUGUAUCAUCAGGAAGAUUUGCUUCCUCUUUAAAAAGGAAGCAUGGUACAAUGAUAAAACUUCCAGUAUACUGAAAAUUUAAAAAAAAAUCAAUAAUUCAGGUCACGCAUUUAAAAUUAACAAGAAAAUAAUGUAAAUACGAAAAUUCAUAUUUUCCGAAAAAAAAGACAUCAACAUGAAAAAUACAUCGUUACAUCUAGAUUGGACUGAUUCUAACUCUACUUUUAUGCACCAUGGUUUUCCUGUGAUUGUACCGUUAUCGAUCGUCAUGGUAAUCAUCAUUAUAUUAGCAAUAGGUGGAAAUAUCAUGGUUAUUCUCACAAUCUGCAGGCAUCGAGGGAUGAGGACUAGAACUAACAUUUUCAUUGUCAAUUUAGCAGCGGCCGAUAUCCUUAUUGCUGUUUUCAAUAUGCCUUUAUCGUUGGUCACUCUUAUAAGUGGCGAUUGGGUGUUCGGUAAAGGCAUGUGUCUAUUCAAUGGCUUUACCAUGGCUCUUUUUCUCAUUUGUUCCAUUCACACUUUGAUGUAUAUCAGUAUACAUAAAUAUAUAUCCAUCACAAAGCCAUUCAGUCGAGCAAUGAAUCCUCGAAGAAUUAAGAUAAUGAUUGCGGCUACAUGGAUCUGGUCAUGUAUCUGUGCCACAGCGCCUCUAUUGGGGUUGAAUCGCAUAAUUUACAAGAAAGGUUCAUCCCAGUGUGGGCCCAGUUAUCCAGAUGACGUCGGCGAUUAUGCUCAUUCUUUCAUCAUUACCACAACCAAUUAUAUAAUUCCAUUAGGAGUCAUGACUUUUUGUUAUUUUCAUAUAUUUCGUGAAAUCCACGAACAUAUGAAGAGAAUCCGAGAAACAUCUAAUAUUAACUUGGAGAGUUCUGUUUCUCAACAGAAGAGGAUAUCAAUCACCCUAUUUUUUGUGUUAGCUUGCUUUUUAAUAUGCUGGACACCGUUUGUUUUGUAUUCUACUUCUGUGGCCAUCAUGAAAAACAAAUCAAUGAUGCCGCUCGUCAUUAAUCCUAUAGUUUAUUGGUGCGGAUACUUAAAUUCUGCCUGUAAUCCCAUUAUAUAUGCCUUCAGAAGUCCUUCAUUCCGCCAAGGAUAUAAAGAAAUAAUGUGUGGCACUUAUCAAGGUCCUAUACUUAGUGCAGGAAGUUCCGUUCGUACGAUGAGUUUCCGUUCACGUUCGUUACGAACUUCUAAUAAAUCUCAUAGAACGUUUUCAGACAGAUUUACUUUGAGAAAAUGGCGAUCCAAGAAGAAUAAAGAUAUUAUACCAGCGAAAACGUUGCCAAACAGAAAACGUUUUCUGUCACAAACCUCGUGGAUCAGUUUACCUUGUUUGCCAAUGGGUUUGAAAAGAGUCAUUACUACCAGCGUUAAAGAAAAUAAUGAAAAACGCAACAAUCCACCGGAAAAAUCACCAAAUUUAGAAGAGGUUGUAUCCAAUAAUCAACAGAAACUAUCGCCAGUAGCAGAAAAAAGAUUGUCAGUGUCGUGCCCUUCGUUAAAAGAAACAGAAAACAGAACACCAGUUCAAGAAAGUUCCGAAAAUUGUACAGAUGAAGACUUAAAAGAAGUCACACCGACGAUAGGAAAUGGCUCCGUUAUAACGGAAAAUACUGAUGUGGAAAUCAACAUCUGUUCAGAGAGUACUUUUUAAACGUUUAAUACCCGCAUUCACAAUCAAGAGUUUAGAGUUAGAAGUUAACCAAUAAGUAAAACAAAUAGCAAUUGGAUAACUUCUAACACAAGCUCUUGAUCCUUGGUUGUGAAUACGGCCUUUAAAAUAUUAAUAUUAAAAUACAGGCACAAAAGGCAGUAAUUUACAACAAUUUUAGUAGUAAAUGCUGUCAUCUUUCUAGUCACGAUAUAAAUAAAAUUGAUUUUAAACUGACAUUGACGUACAACAUGACAGAAACUCUUGUUAUACUCUUUGUUGUUGAACUAUUUUGAACGUGAUCAGAGAACAAAUUAAAUACGGUCGUUGUUUAAAUGAAUACGAAGAUUAACAUAUCAACGUUGAAGGAACGUUAUUAUUUAAAAUCAUCUGCACAAUAUUUUCAACAUUUAAAUUAAACAAUAAAAUUUCAUUAAAAAAUAAUUUUAAUAUGUAUCGGUAUAAAAGUUGCAAAAUUUAAAUAUAAAUAACAAGCUUAUUAUGUAAUUUAAAUAUUUUAAAAAUUAUAAAUGCACAGUUGCGUGGCGUCACAGGUAUAAAAGAAAGUACCUUUUUUUCAUUAAAGUUGUACAAAUAUUUAAAAAUUGAAUUUAAAAUACACUUCUUUUGAAUGUUAUAAUUAAAAUAGCCGAUUUUAACAGUAAAAACCGAAUAUUCGUAUGUAUAAUAAGUGAGAAAGGACACGAUCUAUUCGCAUCACGUCGCGCCAACUGAAAAACAUGUAUACGCUAAAUAAAAUUUUAUUUAUUUAAACAUAAUCAUACAUGAAAUUAAAGCGUAAAUUUUUCAGAUUAAUGUUUAUUCUAUGUUAGAUUGUUUGAAUUAAAUUGCCGCAUAAUAAUUAGAGCUAUGAAAUGUAAUUAUUAUAAUUAACUGCGUCAGUCUGACCAUACAUAUUUAUUCCACUGCUUUGUAACGUAAUAUGUAACUGUAAUACUAUAAAAUGUUGUGUGUACAUACACAAAUAAAAUUGAAAAACAAAAUAUUUUAUUAAAUCUGUGUAAUUUUAAGUAAUUUUAUCUUUAUAAAAAGUAUUAUUUUACUUCACUAAGCUGAUUGAAGUACUAAUAGAGAACCAUUUGUAGACUACUUAAAUUGAUAAGAGAUAAUUUAAAAUCGAAACGAUUAUUUAUCCAUAACUUGUGUAAAAAGUGGAAGAAAAUACGUAGACAUAUGCAGUGUAUUUAAUAAACAUUAAAAAUUUGUUACUAGAAAAUUUAGGCAUGUGAAACACUUCUUGAAUGUGGUCGUCAUGAAAGCUUUCAUAUUUAAAACUGUUAGAAAUGUUUAUCAAACGCUUCAAUGAUACGUAUUAAUAUAUAUAUCGACGAUUAUAAGAGCGAAUACUAAGUGCCAUAUUUAUCAAAGAAUUAUACAUUUUAUUUAAUCCUAAAAUCUACAAACACAGGUCAAGUGCGGCAAAUAACGUUAUGAUUAAUCAGAAGAUAAUUUUAUAAUUUAUAAUGUCCUAAUCUCCAAAGCAGUUAUUGUUAAUUGAUACUCUAUACACCUUUACUAUAAAUUGAAUUUAUAUUUAUAUUCUUAACAAAAGAAGCGUUAUGAAUUUUUAGUUUAUCAAAUUAAUGAAUUACAACCGUUUGGUAAAACUGCUUUGAUGUUGUUCCGACGUCGAGUGGUCGCUAUUUUCAAGUGUUUACAGUAUUUUUACAGUUGAAAAUCAUUUCUGGUAGACUUGCAACUAAGCAAAUAUUUGAAUUUGUUCAUCCUUUAGAUCUGGAUAAAUGUAAAAUAGCAA
Messenger RNA from Centruroides sculpturatus (bark scorpion), 4375 nucleotides. RefSeq names its product dopamine D2-like receptor. Gene Ontology annotation, molecular function: G protein-coupled receptor activity. Bases 1123 to 2601 code for a protein of 492 amino acids. Lineage: Eukaryota; Metazoa; Arthropoda; Arachnida; Scorpiones; Buthidae. Gene Ontology annotation, biological process: G protein-coupled receptor signaling pathway. The transcript is spliced from 6 exons. Gene Ontology annotation, cellular component: membrane. The record is from RefSeq and is a predicted model, not a curated record.